AUGAGGCCGCGUGGCUGCAUGGCCGGCAGGGUGAGGUGGUGGAUUGGUAUUGAGCAAAUGUUAAUUUAUGCAGGUUCGGAAAACGUUGCGCAUGGGGAGACUUACACGUUCAAUCAGUGUCCCUGCAUUUGUGUCGUCUCGUCGAACGGCCGGGACGCCAAUGCACGAGCACACGGACCAAGAGUUCCUUGCGUCAUCGACGACCGGUGUUUGUUGUGGACCUCGUCCGGUCGUGUUCAUGCCCGCCGACGUCCAACAUUCACAGGAAGGGCAUUCAGUAGCAGCAGCACAAAUGAAGAAGCGAAGGGGGUUGUUGCUUGGUGA
Pseudocercospora fijiensis CIRAD86 is the source of this 324-nucleotide messenger RNA. RefSeq lists its product as uncharacterized. The coding region runs from base 1 to 324 and encodes 107 amino acids. NCBI's taxonomy places the organism in Eukaryota, Fungi, Ascomycota, Dothideomycetes, Mycosphaerellales, Mycosphaerellaceae. The record is from RefSeq and is a predicted model, not a curated record. The transcript has 8 exons.